Messenger RNA from Styela clava, 1785 nucleotides. RefSeq lists its product as uncharacterized. Gene Ontology annotation, molecular function: calcium ion binding. Lineage: Eukaryota; Metazoa; Chordata; Ascidiacea; Stolidobranchia; Styelidae. The record is from RefSeq and is a predicted model, not a curated record.
UCAAAUUCAUCUUCUUUUUCAGGAUUUGAAAUAAAAUUCAUUUAAUCAUAAGGAAUAACACUGGAAAGCAGAAAUUACACGGAAUAAUGAAAAGAACUGAAUUCACUUAUUUGAUUUGUUUGUUCAUCUCCCUCGUCAAGGACACUGUCGGAUCAGUCCCAGAAUGUCAAAACGGCGGGUAUUUAGACACGGACUAUUAUAACUGUAUUUGCCUGGCUGGUUUCACUGGAUAUCAAUGUGAAAUACAGUUGCUGAACGAAGAUGAAAAAAAACUGCAAGAAGACAUUCAGAGGUGUUAUGAUCCCCAAGUAGAAAGUAUUGAACUCGGUUCAGGCUCCGGAUCCGGAUCUGGUGAAGGUUCCGGAUUUGAGCCGACUCCAAUCACACCAAUUACAUGCAAUAACCCAGAGAAGAGGCCUGUCAAAGGAAAAUGCGAAUUUUACAACACGUUCGAAGGAUUCGUCUUCUUGAAUAAAAAUCUGACAGUGCCGGAGACAGAAUGCGUGUUGGAAGCAAUUUUUACUCCAGUCGAAGGGUUCAUAGAAGUGGAGGCGAAAAGAGGAAAACUAGAUACCUCGUCAAAUGACGCAGUUGGUUAUAAGGACGAAGACAUCAGCGAUGCAGCCCCAAGUGAUCCGUCCUCAUAUCCCGUGCCAGUUCAUUAUUACACAUACAUCGUACAUGCAUCAAGCGAUGCCAGCUAUACUGAACUUCGAGGCGAUGUACAUGCUGCGGUUAAAGUCUCCGACGUGUUGCAACAAUCCGGAUUUAAAGAUCUCAAUGAAUGCAUCACACAAAGAAACACAUGUGAUUCCAAUUCCACAUGCACCAAUAACAUCGGCUCCUACACAUGUGAAUGCAAUCUCAAUUACACAGACGUGACAACUGAGGGUGAAAGGCCAGGAUCUAAAUGCCGAUAUGUUUGUGCUGCUGAAUACGGUUCCAAUGAUCCGUAUUGUAUGAACGAGGGAGUUUGCCAUAUAACGCUGGAGGGGAAUGCGAUGUGCGAUUGUCCAAUAAACUACGCAGGAGAUCAAUGCGAGAACGAUUGGCAUAUUUUCCUGAACGCUACCAUCGGUCUUACAGUAGCUCUGGGACUUAUUUUAGUCAUCUUUGCGUUCGUCACUCUCAUGCUCUACUUCCGAAACAGGAUCGAACGGAACAGUUCGAAAUCGAACUUUGUUGAACUGGAAUCUCACUCUGCUAACGGAGAAUUCAGUCAGCCGAACGAAACAACCGAAAUAAAGGGCAUCUCUAACCCCUAUGUCAGCUCAGAUGAAGGAAUAACCGUUGCCACAAACUCAAAGAUAGGUCGAUGAUGAACCGGAUGUUCCUGAAGUGGAAGAAGACAGAUUAUAGCCUGUCACCAACACGAUGACGUCACCAACAUAAUGACGUCAUCAAAUUUCUUUGCCAACAACAUUCUCUGAAACUAACAUUGUGAAUGAUGUUUCUAAUGAAAUUGAUGCUAAUUAUUAUUUCGCUGCACUUUUAAUAAAAAUCAGUUAAUUUUAUCUGGAUUUUAUGUGAAAUCAAAAUCUGUCAGGGCUGCAAAGUCGGAGAAAAAUUUGCCGGAUUUGCCAAAAUUUUGACUCCAAUCUCAACUCAGGGUCUAGGAAAGUUUGGCUAGGAAUUAAAAGAAAACCGAAUCUUGACUAAAAUAAUUUAAAUGAGUCCGUGGACUUCUCUGUUGAAAUAGCUGUGUUAAAUACGGGGUUCCCAAACAUGGCGUCGCAGAAUAAUUUCCGAAUGGCCGGCAAAAUAUUUGUACAUUUCCAAAAAAAA